AUGCCUGUAAUUGUACUGGAGGCCAGUGAUCUGACCAGCCCUCUGUCGCUGGUGCGUAUGUGGGCUCUCCUGUCCGGUUGCCUCACCUUCAGCCUGGUAGCCUCCCUGGUUCCCUCGGAGCUGACCUCUGACAUCCACCAGCCCUCCUUCAGGAUCCUCUGCAUGUUCACCUGGUGCCUCUUCUUCAUCCUCACCUUCCUAAUACACGUGGUCAACAUCAUCCAGUUCCACAGCCUGGUCCCCAUCUCCUGGAAGAAUCUGACCGUGACCGUGGCGGCUCUCGCCGCCCUCAUGACCUUCAGCGCCUCGGUCACCUUUCCUUGGGCGGUCAUGGGUCAUGAAGGUGUCUGGCCCCGUCCUAUCGCCGCCACCUUGGCAUCGUGUCUCACCUUCCUGGCCUAUGCAACCGAGGCCUACCUCAUCCGCACCCAGACCCAGGACCAGAAGGGCUACAUGGCCAGCGUACCCGGCCUGCUCAAGGUGCUCCAGCUCUGGGGAGGAUGUGAGAUGAUCGUCCUGGUGGUGGAGCAGGUCCGUGGAGCUUUGGUAAAAGGAGCUGGGGUAGGGUUGGCAGCUGUGGGUUGGCAGCUAUGGGUGUCUGGGGUGGUGUAUGCCCUCUGUCUCCUAAUGUCCCUGGGUACAGUGAUGGUGGUUCUAGGGGACUGUGCUGGGCGAUGCCCUCUGCCCUUUGACCGCCUGCUGGCAAGCUUCAGUCUGACAGGGGUGCUUCUCUAUGUGGUCGCCACCGUACUGUGUUUUACCAGAGUCCUGGAGCUACAAAACUCCGGCCAAGACUUCACAGACAGGAAAACUGGGCCCACCAUUGUUGUCAUGGAAGCGGUGAUGACCAGCAUUACUCUGCUAGCUUACACUGUGGACCUGGCCUUCUCUAUCAAACUGCUGCGGGAUAGGAGUCAUGCCUGA
Salvelinus namaycush (lake trout) is the source of this 924-nucleotide messenger RNA. Its product is annotated as myeloid-associated differentiation marker-like. The record is from RefSeq and is a predicted model, not a curated record. Gene Ontology annotation, cellular component: membrane. The coding region runs from base 1 to 924 and encodes 307 amino acids. The transcript has a single exon. NCBI's taxonomy places the organism in Eukaryota, Metazoa, Chordata, Actinopteri, Salmoniformes, Salmonidae.